Molecule: messenger RNA, 3006 nt
Organism: Maniola jurtina (meadow brown)
Lineage: Eukaryota; Metazoa; Arthropoda; Insecta; Lepidoptera; Nymphalidae
Gene: Ir8a
Product: glutamate receptor ionotropic, kainate 2
Exons: 19
Coding region: 213-2900 (895 amino acids)
Biological process (GO): modulation of chemical synaptic transmission; synaptic transmission, glutamatergic; monoatomic ion transport
Cellular component (GO): plasma membrane; postsynaptic membrane
Molecular function (GO): glutamate-gated receptor activity; transmitter-gated monoatomic ion channel activity involved in regulation of postsynaptic membrane potential
Source: RefSeq, a predicted model, not a curated record
UUAUAAAACUCACAAUUUUUUUUUUUCAAAUUUAGUUCGUCUGAAAAUGUUUCGCGCCUAAAAACAUUGUUAUGUUUGAAAAAUUAAGAAUAUUAUUUUACGUUUUUUUAACACUGUUCAUACCGUAUUUGUUACAAGAAUAUAUUUCGGCGAUUCUUAUAAAUAAAGUGAGAAGUUGUAAUAGCUGUAGAUCGUGCAGAAAUCGUUAAAAAAUGGAGUUGCACGUUUUGUUUUUGCUAAUUUUAUUGAUGAACUUGGGCUGUGUGGUUUCGGAAUUGAGUUUGAGAUUUGUAAUUAUAACAGAAAUCCAGGAAGUAGAGUUACCGCAGCAAAUCGGCCGAGCUAUGAAGGUGGCUGAGGAAAAGACACCAGGCACGACCGUCUCUGAUGACGUCAUACUGCUAGAUAGGCAGAAUGAAGAGGAGAGCUAUAGGAAACUAUGCUCUGCGAUAUCCAAGGGUGUCUCCCUCAUCAUAGACCUGUCCUGGUCACCCUGGGAAGCAGCUGAGGAACUGUCUUCCUCUGCUGGUAUUCCACUGGUGCGCACGGUACUAGGCUCACAACAGAUGGUAGGAGCCUUCAAUAGCUAUCUGGAAUCUCGGAACGCCACUGAUGCUGCCAUCCUGUUGGAGAGUGAAAGUGACGUAGACCAAACCCUGUACGAGCUGUUAGGGCGGUCGCACAUAAGGGUGUGGGUGCACGCCGGGUUCACCAAGGAUACCGCGAACGCGCUGAAGAGCAUGCGACCUGAACCCAGCUUCUAUGUCAUCGUAGGGGACAGCGCUUUUGUGGCCAAUACUUAUAAAAGGGCAGUCAAAGAGAAAUUAGUCAAACGCAACUAUCGCUGGAACUUAAUACUGACUGACUAUGAGAGCUUGGAUGAGUCGAUGUUGGCUCUACCCACUGUCACCCUGCAAACUGAUCCUGUAGAGUGCUGCAAUCUAUUGAACUUGAAGGAGGACUGCAGCUGCACUCUUAAUGGACAGAAGAAACAAUACAUCCUCAACAACAUAAUCCAAUACUCAGUGGAUGUUCUAAUUAAAAUCGAAGCAGACCUUAUCAAAAUCGACUGCGCCAACCCGGCGGGAGAGAUGAAUGCGACUAAAGAAAGGUUCUAUCAAGUUCUAGAAGAAGAUAGCACGAAUAAUGAGACUUUGUUCUUUUGGGAUGAGGAAAGAUCAAGUCUGCUGCUUCGUUCCCGUUUCAUCCUGUCCACGUAUAAAGAAGUCGAGGGUCUGCAGAGGGUAGCGUACUGGUACGCUAACGAAGAGUACAAGCUUCUUCCUGGAGUCGUACUGGAUCCUUUGAGGAACUUCUUUAGGAUUGGGACUUCUGCUGGUGUGCCAUGGACCAUGGUAAAGUAUGACCCUGUUACGGGCGAACCAUUGAUGACGGAAGACGGACAACCGAUUUACGAAGGCUACUGCAUCGAUCUUAUUGAUAAGAUUGCUGAGACAAUGGGUUUCGACUACGAAAUCGUGACUCCAAAAUCUGGUUCUUUCGGAAGGAGACUACCAAAUGGUUCUUGGGAUGGAGUUGUAGGCGAUUUGACUACUGGGGAGACGGAUAUCGCUGUUGCUGCUUUGACGAUGACAGCUGAAAGAGAGGAAGUGGUAGAUUUUGUUGCGCCGUAUUUCGAACAAACUGGCAUUCUGAUAGCAAUACGUAAGCCAAUAAGAAAGACGUCCCUCUUCAAAUUCAUGACAGUGCUUCGCACGGAAGUGUGGCUGAGCAUUGUAGCAGCGCUGCUUCUCACGGGCUUCAUGAUCUGGCUUCUGGAGAAGUAUUCCCCGUACUCCGCCCGGAACAACCCGGACGCCUAUCCCUAUCCGUGCCGGGAGUUCACUCUAAAAGAGAGCUUCUGGUUCGCGCUGACGUCAUUCACGCCUCAAGGCGGAGGCGAGGCACCCAAGGCGCUCUCAGGGCGUACUCUGGUCGCCGCUUAUUGGCUCUUCGUCGUGCUGAUGCUGGCGACCUUCACUGCCAACUUGGCUGCGUUCCUGACUGUGGAGAGGAUGCAGACUCCAGUAGCAUCUUUGGAACAGCUGGCGCGUCAGUCUAGGAUCAACUACACAGUGGUGGAAGGUUCCACCGUCCACCAGUACUUCAUAAACAUGAAGUUUGCUGAGGACACCCUUUAUAGGGUGUGGAAGGAAAUAACUCUAAACGCAACAUCAGACCAAUCGCAGUACCGUGUGUGGGACUACCCCAUCAGGGAACAAUAUGGACAUAUUCUGUUAGCAAUUAAUGCAUCAGAACCAGUACCUGACGCCGAAACAGGUUUUCAGCAAGUCAAUGAACAUUCAGAAGCCGACUUCGCUUUCAUACACGACUCAGCUGAAAUAAAGUACGAAAUCACUCGUAACUGUAACCUGACGGAAGUGGGAGACGUAUUCGCGGAGCAACCCUACGCCAUCGCGGUCCAGCAGGGCUCCAGGCUGCAGGAGGACCUCUCUAAAACCCUGCUGGACCUGCAGAAGGAGCGCUUUCUGGAACAGCUGUCUAGCAAAUAUUGGAACGAAACCGCGCGGCAAGCUUGUCCAGACUCUGAUGAGUCAGAGGGCAUCACGUUGGAAAGUUUGGGUGGAGUUUUCAUAGCUACUCUGUUUGGACUAGGCCUCGCAAUGAUAACCUUGGCCUGGGAAGUGUUCUAUUACAAAAGAAAAGAAAAGAACAAAGUCCAAGCCUUAGACUCUACCAUAGAGAAGACAGAGGCGUUUGUUGAAAAGAAAAAAGAGAAACUACCCUCAAAGGAAGCGGAAAAUGUUGCCAAAAUACGGAAGAGGAAGAAAGCUUCGGGGAAUAUGGUCAAAACCGUCACAAUCGGGGACCAGUUCAAACCAGCUGGCAAAGGCAUUUCCUAUAUCAGUGUUUACCCUAAAGAGGGCUAUAGACCUUAGGUUUUAGACGGAUCCACCGUUGUGGGCACAAUGGGCAUGCCCACAACCCUAAUAUCUACACUUGGGAUAUCACUUUCACGGUAAAUUAAAAAAAACCUGCCAAGUG